AUGGGACCUUCGUCACGGUGCACACCGAGUCGCCCAAGACAUCCGAGCCGUCCGAGAGAUGCUACUACUGCACGGCAGACUGCCACUCCAAGUACCGCUCCUCCAGCGAACUUGAGAAGAAUCCUCCGAGAGCGCCAAUCAGCUCGCAAUCGCAAGGCAUGCUUACCUUGCCGGGAGCGAAAGGUCAAAUGCGACCAGGAACAACCAUGUCGGACUUGUGUCAAGCGCGAACAUCCAGAUCUUUGUUUCUACCGGGAACCCGGCAACUCCAAAGUCUCGAAUAGGUUCCAACAAGAGCCGAGCCUUCAUGGUCCCAGCUCCCCCGAAACUACGGGGGAGUCUCCCAAUAACAAUUGGGUAGCUGGAAACCGCGAUGCAAGGGAAGUAGACAAUGGGUCCACGGGCGCAGGUCAUACCGGUAGCUCUGAAGGACAAAUCCCGACUCCCUCUCUACUUGGAGACAACUCUAUCAUCGCGUUGGUUCGACGGGACAGCGUGCAGCCACCAACAGAAAAUGAACGGCGUACAGCCUUUGAAGCCGGAAUCUUUCCCCUCCUCGGCAUAGACAUGAACGCCCAAGAGGGCAGGUCUCCCCAUUCACAUCUUGCCCAGGACGGGAACCCUAACUCGUCACUUCCUGAUGACCAGGAGAUGAUUGAACUUUUUAGCUUCUAUCGUGAUCGAGUUCACCCUUUUUCGUUCGUUCUUGAUGAUCUCGACGAAAUAGAGAAGAUGGUGUGUUCGCUCGUUAACCAGGAUAUGGAAGCUUGGCAAUGUGACAGCACUUCACUCUGCCUCCUCCAUGCCAUUUUAGCGGCUGGGGCGCAGUAUUCGAAUCUUGCCCUUGCUGUUCAAUUACCCAAGUAUCAAAAGUAUUGUAAGCUAUCCAAACCCUACUUUCCAUGGCCGCGACCGCUCACACAUGACAGUGAAACACGCUUUGAGCUUUCUAGGCACAUUCGACUACCUGAGGAACCCUUCCAAGAAGCUGAUCCAGGCUCUCCUGAUUCUGGGUCCUGUUUUACAGAACGACAUGAACCCUCGAGCAGCUUGGAUCCUAGGCGGCACCACAAUUCGACUCGCACUAUCAUUGGGUCUUCAUCAGCCUGA
This is a messenger RNA of Fusarium vanettenii 77-13-4, 1110 nucleotides long. RefSeq lists its product as uncharacterized. Gene Ontology annotation, biological process: regulation of DNA-templated transcription. The record is from RefSeq and is a predicted model, not a curated record. The coding region runs from base 1 to 1110 and encodes 369 amino acids. Lineage: Eukaryota; Fungi; Ascomycota; Sordariomycetes; Hypocreales; Nectriaceae. The transcript has a single exon. Gene Ontology annotation, molecular function: DNA-binding transcription factor activity, RNA polymerase II-specific; carboxy-lyase activity; zinc ion binding.